AUGAUACCAACAACUUCGCCCAAUUCACCUGGAAGUCCUCUACAUGAGCAAACCUCAUAUAGAGUGAAACGCAAGUAUGACGAUGAAGAGGAAGACCCUCCUCCUCCCACACCUCAGCCUGUUGAGCAUGCAAGAGUGUCGCACAACGCACAGCUUCUGACCCCCCCUAAUUCCUCCCCAUCGCGACCCUCGGCGCCUCAGCCCGACGAACCCCUGCCGCCACUGCCUCUCGACAUCCUGCACUACAUCAUCGCUCUUGCAGACUCUGAGACUCUUCAAACCAUUGCGGGAGUCUCGAAGAUGUUCCAAAUCAAGGGUGAACGGUUCAGCAAGAAGUUGGUUGAGACGGCGGCGGAUUGCUGA
Cryptococcus wingfieldii CBS 7118 is the source of this 363-nucleotide messenger RNA. RefSeq lists its product as hypothetical. The coding region runs from base 1 to 363 and encodes 120 amino acids. The transcript is spliced from 2 exons. The record is from RefSeq and is a predicted model, not a curated record. NCBI's taxonomy places the organism in Eukaryota, Fungi, Basidiomycota, Tremellomycetes, Tremellales, Cryptococcaceae.